AUGGAGGACUAUGUCUUCACGACAACAGCAGUUCUCGGUCCGAAACGGGCCAUUUUGCGUCGAGACAAGGACGGCGCGAUAUUUGUCAGUCAGGAGAUCAGUCUCGGCAGUGUGGCGCCUGCACAGAAGCAAGCCAUUCUUAGCCUUUUUCGGCUUCUUCCAAUGAUACCCUCCUUCUCGUUUUGGCGUGUUCUAUAUGUAAGUUAUGAUGACAGUGCAGACACACUCCUGACGCUCUCCCGGGGAACACCCUUGACAUCAUUGGCCAGUCUCUAUUUUGAAGCGGUAGCGGCCUACACAAUAUAUAGCGAAAGAGAGCUAAGUGUCAUAUGUGCUCAGUUGAUCGAUUGCUUCGUAGAGCUGUGCCGACCGGAUCUGGUAAAGAUUGCGACCACAGCCAAGAUGCGUCCCCACCUUGAUCCGUCAUGCUUCUGGUUUGAUGACCACGGUCUUCUAAAGUGUGAUUUGGUGCAUAUGCUCUCAUCUAGGAGGCUCGCAUCCUACUCAACUGAAAGCUCCUGGGCCAGCGACUUUGUGGCAGCACUAGGGAAGACUCUUUACUUAUUCGUCACAGUUGAAGUGCCAGCCGUGCAGGCGCCACCAAAACAGUAUUUUUCUGAGUACAUGAAAACUGUACAAUGCUUCACUAUCCCGUUUGUCUCUAAGUAUAGUAGAAGAUUUUCAAAGCAGUUCAUCGAUUUCGUCAAUAGGCUCAAUCACCCCUCCAAUUUAUCAAAGCUGACGGCCUCCUCUCUUCAGAAAAGCUCAGUAUAUCUCUUUGGCAAAAGUAUUCUCAACGAUAUCAUUGGUGUUAAGACCGAUUGCUCCGGAAAUUCCUUGCUGCACAAGGCCGCUCUGGAGUGCAGUGGCCUUGAAGCUAAAGCGCUUAGCUCGUCACUAGCCUACCUUUGCCGAUUACGCAAUACUUCUGGAGAGACAGCCUUACAAUUGGCGAUAAAACAUGGAAAUUUGGAGCUCGCCAAACUUCUGAUUGAUGAGGAAGCAGGUAGCUAUUCUGACACAAAAGAAUCUGCAGUGGAGCUGGCCCUUCUUCGGGGUUCAUGCGAAGUAGCCAGGCUAUUAAUUCCAUUUGAAGGGAAGAUACUUACUGAGCGGGGGUAUACGCAGCUGAUGUUAGCGGCUUCGUUUGGUGAGAGACGACUCGUUGAGAAGUACAUCCAACGACAAGCAAAGAGGCAGGCAAAGAAUGGGGUCACUGCGAUGCAUUUGGCCGUUAUAUCUGCAAUCUCGCUUCAUAAGUCUAUCAAGCUUCUGCUGCAAGAAAGAGAUCGCUUGGCAACUGACAGCGGCCACCUUAUAGUAGAGGCAGAAGUGCCGCUGACCCACAGCUCUGUGACACCACGAAACACACGAUCUCCACGGUCUAUUAGUAUCCUAACCAAGUCUUGCGGUAGGGGUGACCUGUUUGCACAGACAGCUGAAAAGGAAUCAGCCUACUCUAGGCCACGUGUCACUUCGUCUAGACGCCCAAUAACAUCGGUACGAUAUCCAAGACAGACGCCGGCUCUAUCUGCUAGUACACGUGUAGGAACACCAAAAAGCAGCUUCAGCUCACGAGGAGGCCAGCAAAUAUCUCCUAGCAUUACCGUACCAUCGAUGCUAUCCUCCUCUCCAAAAAAGAGGAGCGGAAGGUGCGCGACUUCGCGGUCUGGAAGCUCUAAAACAUCUCCCAUGGCGCGACCGCGCACAACCCAAGUCACAGCCCAAAAGCUUCCUGCUGAAGUUACUAAGCACCGGGCUCAGAGCACGUACGGAACCCAGCUUGACGGGAGCAUAAAGGUACCAGUGAUUCAGCUUGAUAACCUGAGUGGAAAGCAUGUGUCAUUUCCAGAUGCUCUCAGGAUAAAAGACGAUGCCAGCGUUGUAGAGUGUAGAAUUAGAAAGCUCAGAUCUCUGUUUCAAGCCUUCGUCGAGAUUAUCCUGCUCCUUAUACCACUGGAAAAACAGAUCUCUCAAAGGAAUGGCCUCACGGCGCUCAUGAUAGCUGCGAAGGCUGAUAUUGUAGAACUAGUUAGGCUGCUUGUCAAUGAUGAGAAGUUGAUGGUAGAUGCACGCGGAGAGACUGCCUUGAUGAUAGCAGUUAGGAACAAUGCAGCAGCAGCUGUCAAAGGGCUGCUUAGCCACGAGGCAACCCGUGCAUCUGCCAAUCGUGAACGCUAUACCGCAUUGCACCUAGCAGUGCAAAUGAAUAACAGCAUUCUUGUUGAGCAGCUAGCAACUCUAGAGAAUAAUAUUCCACAGGCAUGCUACACGUUAAAAGACUUUCCUAGCAACAGGAAUGCGCACACCUUGAUCAACGUGACCGCCCUCAUGAUGGCGUCUAUCGGUAAUGCUCCAGAAUGCGCUCUGAUUCUCUCCAGAUACGAGGCCGGGCGCCACGAGCAGCUCUUCGGCUAUACUGCGUUGAUGCUUGCCGCAUACUUCAAUCACUCAGCCAUUGUCGAGCUUCUUUUACAUUCUGAAUCGAGGGAGACUAUGCACAACGGCUGGACAGCGCUCAUGGUUGCCAGCAGCAGAGGAAACCUUCGCUGCUGUGCUAAGCUGGCAACUUGCGAAUCCAAGCUGACCGCUCAGGGGCUGACUGCGCUCAUGCUAGCGUGCAAGCACAAUUUCCUCAAUAUUGUGACGCUUCUCUAUCCGCUCGAAUCAAGCAUCUAUCACAAACGAGUAAGAAACGGGGUUGUGGAGCGUUGGUCCUGUUUAACAUAUGCGGCUGCAAAGGGGAGUACGGAGGUGGUAAUGUUUCUCUUGGAACAUCACCCCUCUCGAGAAGACAUACGAUUGGCUGCGAGCUGCUCACAUAAUCCAAAGAUAUCAAUCCUACUGUCAGCAUACCACUAG
Molecule: messenger RNA, 2862 nt
Organism: Giardia duodenalis
Lineage: Eukaryota; Fornicata; Diplomonadida; Hexamitidae
Product: Ankyrin repeat protein 1
Exons: 1
Coding region: 1-2862 (953 amino acids)
Molecular function (GO): protein binding
Source: RefSeq, a predicted model, not a curated record